AUGCUCGUCCGCCUUGUCUCCCUACAACAUACAAGAAAAACAUCAAAGAUUAACCACAAAAGCCUAUCUAUCUAUCUAUCUAUCUAUCUAUCUAUCUAUCUAUCUAUCUAUCUAUCUAUUUCAGUUUGCUUCUAUCUGUCUACUCCUUCCGUAUUCCUUGGCAAAAAACUAUCUGUCCCAUUCUGUUCAUAUCUAUCUAUCUAUCUAUCUCAUUCUGUUCUUUAUCUAUCUAUCUAUCUAUCUAUCUAUCUAUCUAUCUAUCUCAUUCUGUUCUUUAUCUAUCUAUCUAUCUAUCUAUCUAUCUAUCUAUCUAUCUAUCUAUCUCAUUCUGUUAUCUAUCUAUCUAUCUAUCUAUCUAUCUAUCUAUCUAUCUACCUCUUUCAUUUAUUCUUUCAUUCUUUUUAUAUAAACAUCUCUCUGUCAUUCAUUCAUUUAUCGCUUUCAUUUAUUCUUUCUUUCAUUCUUUUUAUAGAUCUAUCUAUCUAUAUCUUUCACCCAUUCAAUCUACCUCUUUCAUUCAUCCUUUUUAUAUAUUCAUCUAUAUCAUUCAUUCUUUCUAUCUCAGUCUGUUUCUAUCUAUCUAUCUAUCUAUCUAUCUAUCUAUCUAUCUAUCUAUCUAUCUAUCUAUCUGAACCGGACCAUAACACUAUCUAUCUAAUUUUGUUCAUUAUCUAUCUAUCUAUCUAUCUAUCUAUCUAUCUAUCUAUCUAUCUAUCUAUCUCAUUUCAUUCAUUAUCUAUCUAUCUAUUUAUUAUCUAUCUAUUAUCUAUCUAUCUAUCAUAUCUAUCUAAUUUCUAUUUAUCUAUCUAUCUAUCUAUCUAUCUAUCUAUCUAUCUAUCUAUCUAUCUCAUUUCAUUCAUUAUCUAUCUAUCUAUCUAUCUAUCUAUCUAUCUAUCUAUUUAUCUAUCUCAUUUCAUCUAUCUAUCUAUCUAUCUAUCGAUCGAUCGAUCUAUCUCAGUUUGUUUAUGUCUAUCUAUAAAAUAUUCAUCUAUCUAUCUAUCUAUCUAUCUAUCUAUCUAUCUAUCUCAAUCUGUUCCUAUCUAUCUAUCUAUCUAUCUAUCUAUGUAUCUAUCUAUCUAUCCAGUUUGUUCAUAUCUAUCUAUGAAAUAUUAG
Messenger RNA from Acanthosepion pharaonis, 1113 nucleotides. The record is from the annotation of a GenBank genome assembly. NCBI's taxonomy places the organism in Eukaryota, Metazoa, Mollusca, Cephalopoda, Sepiida, Sepiidae.